AUGUUUCCACCAGAUUUUGUCUCGGGCCAAUAUGCGGAUGUCGCGAUUCACUGCGGUGAUCUCACUACAGAAUCGAAACUUGACGAGUACAAAGCCUCGAUUCGUUUCCUGCAAGCCGUGAAUGCCCCUCUCAAACUUGUGAUCGCUGGCAACCAUGACUUCAAUAUGGAUAUCCCAAUUUUCCAGAGAAAGGUCGCAGAAGCCCAGCCCUUGGAUUCUAAAUUAGUUCAAAAGAUUUAUGGCAACUGCGAAGAUGCUCGAGGGUUAUUCAACGAGGAGGAAACGGGUAUCACUUUCCUAGAUGAAGGUACCCACUCUUUUCGCUUACAAAAUGGUGCCCUUUUGAGUGUCUAUGCCAGCCCAUACACCCCAUCGCUUGGCGAUUCGGGAUUUCAGUAUCACCCCGACCAUGGACAUGACUUUCAAAUCGAGAACGUCGAUAUCGUCAUAGCACAUGGAUCGCCAGAGGGUAUCAUGGAUUACACACACUCUGGCCAGCGCGCCGGCUGCCCACAUCUGUUCAGGGCUAUAGCUCGAGCCCAACAUCGACCCCUGAUGCAUUGUUUUGGUCAUAUCCACGAAGGAUGGGGUGCCAAAAUUGUCUGA
Penicillium robsamsonii is the source of this 606-nucleotide messenger RNA. RefSeq lists its product as uncharacterized. The record is from RefSeq and is a predicted model, not a curated record. The coding region runs from base 1 to 606 and encodes 201 amino acids. NCBI's taxonomy places the organism in Eukaryota, Fungi, Ascomycota, Eurotiomycetes, Eurotiales, Aspergillaceae. Gene Ontology annotation, molecular function: hydrolase activity. The transcript is spliced from 2 exons.